Messenger RNA from Torulaspora delbrueckii, 711 nucleotides. RefSeq lists its product as uncharacterized. Gene Ontology annotation, molecular function: pantothenate transmembrane transporter activity. NCBI's taxonomy places the organism in Eukaryota, Fungi, Ascomycota, Saccharomycetes, Saccharomycetales, Saccharomycetaceae. Gene Ontology annotation, biological process: pantothenate import across plasma membrane. Gene Ontology annotation, cellular component: plasma membrane. The transcript has a single exon. Bases 1 to 711 code for a protein of 236 amino acids. The record is from RefSeq and is a predicted model, not a curated record.
AUGGCAUUGGUGGCUAAUUUUCUCUAUUGUGGGUUUUUGGCGGGGAAAAAUGAAUCUUUCGCAACAAAUUCUCUUUUUGCUCUUUGGCUAAAGUACAAUAAAUUUACUGUUCAACAAAGCAACCAUUAUCCAAUGGGAAUAGCUGCUGUUGGAGUCUUAGCCACGUUUACUGCUGCACUAUACGUUGAUCGUACAGGUGGAAAGAGACAUUGGCAAAUUGGUAUACUGAUAAGCUUGAUAUUGCUUGUUGUCUCAAUCAUGACUUUGGCGGCGCCAUUAAAGAACAACGUCUUCUUUGUAGCUCAAUACUUAUCUGGUGCUUCAUACGCCGGGCAAGCAAUCUUCUUCGCCUGGGCAAAUACUGUGUGCCGGAAUGAUAUCGAGGAGAGAGCUAUAGUGCUAGCGUCCAUGAACAUGUUCUCAGGUGCGAUUAAUGCUUGGUGGUCGAUAGUGUUCUAUCCUGCCACAACCGUACCAAAGUUUAAAAGGGGUUGCUACGCAAUGAUUGGUACCACGAUUGCAACAGCCGUGGUUACAGCACUGAUUGUUUACUUGCAGAAAAGAGAAGCCAGGUCCCAUACAGUUGGUCCUGAUAAGUUCUUACAAGGUGGUACUGUGACAGUCAUAGAUGGAGAAGCCUUGGAAGAGAACUCACUCAAAGUCAGUGUAAAAAAAUCCGCUAGUGACAAGUUGCACUUUAUCGCAGAUUAG